Messenger RNA from Dendroctonus ponderosae (mountain pine beetle), 1219 nucleotides. RefSeq names its product thymidylate synthase. Gene Ontology annotation, biological process: dTMP biosynthetic process. Lineage: Eukaryota; Metazoa; Arthropoda; Insecta; Coleoptera; Curculionidae. Gene Ontology annotation, cellular component: cytosol; mitochondrion. The record is from RefSeq and is a predicted model, not a curated record. The coding region runs from base 194 to 1156 and encodes 320 amino acids. The transcript is spliced from 3 exons. Gene Ontology annotation, molecular function: thymidylate synthase activity.
UUGUACUAAAGCCAGCCACUUUAACCGUUAACAUAAAAAAACCGACGCCAUAACCUGAAAGUUUUAAUUUUGUUUAUUUACAUAAUUAACUUGUUAAAUUUUUUAUUUUCCUAUCUCUUUUGAACAGUGUGUGUGCUUCUAAUUAUUUCCAAAGUGUCCACGUUUUCAUUGUGCAACUUGAGGAGCUGCCAGAAUGUCCUGCUCCCGGCUCGGUAAUAAUGUCGUGGGAGACUCCCCCCUACUCUGCGAAGAAGUUAAACAAAAAUGUGCAGUUAAUGGGGCUGCAAAGCCUCAUGAGGAACAUCAGUAUCUAAACCACAUUAAACUCAUACUGGAAAAGGGGGUUAAAACGGCAGACAGGACGGGUGUGGGCACCUACUCAAUAUUUGGGGCUCAAAUGAGAUACUCUUUAAGAGACAACAUCUUCCCGCUGCUUACCACCAAGCGAGUCUUCUGGAGAGCCGUAGUGGAGGAGCUGCUUUGGUUCAUCAGGGGCAGCACCAAUGCUUUCGAGCUGAAAGACAAAAACGUGCACAUUUGGGACGCCAACAGCACAAGGGAAUUUCUGGACUCCGUGGGCCUUAAAGACCGAGAGGAGGGCGACUUGGGGCCAAUCUACGGGUUUCAAUGGAGGCACUUUGGGGCCGAGUACAAAGGAAUGCGUGCUGACUAUAAAAACAAAGGCAUUGACCAACUGGCUCAUGUAAUCAAUACAAUCAGAAACAAACCCACAGAUAGAAGGAUGAUUAUGUGCGCUUGGAACCCGGUAGACAUUCCUGAAAUGGCUUUGCCCCCCUGUCAUUGUCUUGUGCAGUUUUACGUUGCUAAUGGGGAACUGUCGUGCCAAUUGUAUCAAAGAUCAGCCGAUAUGGGGCUGGGGGUGCCUUUUAACAUUGCCAGCUACGCCCUGCUCACUUACAUGAUCGCCCAUAUCACCAAUCUCCAGCCAGGGGAGUUUAUCCACAGUUUGGGGGACAGUCAUGUGUACUUAAACCAUGUGGAGCCCCUAAAGGAGCAAAUCGAACGGGAACCCAGGCCUUUCCCCACGCUUCAAAUCAAGAGGAAAGUGGAAACUAUUGAGGACUUUACUGCAGAGGAUUUUGAAAUUGUUGGCUACAAUCCUCAUCCUAAGCUAAGCAUGGCCAUGGCUGUUUAAUGGCGUUUUAUAUUUUGUCGAAUAUACGCUAGGAUGUCGAAUAAAUAUUCCAGCUUCAAAAAA